This is a messenger RNA of Carassius carassius (crucian carp), 2938 nucleotides long. Its product is annotated as cytochrome P450 2K1-like. The coding region runs from base 131 to 2794 and encodes 887 amino acids. Gene Ontology annotation, cellular component: cytoplasm; intracellular membrane-bounded organelle. The transcript has 16 exons. Lineage: Eukaryota; Metazoa; Chordata; Actinopteri; Cypriniformes; Cyprinidae. Gene Ontology annotation, molecular function: oxidoreductase activity, acting on paired donors, with incorporation or reduction of molecular oxygen, reduced flavin or flavoprotein as one donor, and incorporation of one atom of oxygen; heme binding; iron ion binding. The record is from RefSeq and is a predicted model, not a curated record. Gene Ontology annotation, biological process: xenobiotic metabolic process.
UAACAGCUCUAUAUUCUCAUGGUUACUUUGUUUUGAAUGAGGAAUUCUCCCUGGGUUUACUUGAGGCUCCUCCCAUUUGUACGUAUUAUAAGGGUUUGAAGGCAACAGAGUGUCUUUGCAGAAGUGAAAAAUGGCUGUUGUUGAGUCUCUGCUGUAUAUUCCAGGUGUCGCAGGUACAUUACUGGGAGCUUUGCUGUUGUUAUUGCUCUUAUCUCGCCUUUCCUCAGACUACAAAUCUCAGAAAGAAGGGAAAGAGCCACCGGGACCCAAACACUUGCCACUAUUGGGAAACCUGCUGACACUUGACCUAACGAGACCUUUUGACAGCUUUUGUGAGCUCUCUAAGACCCACGGGAACAUAUUCCAAGUAUUUUUGGGUCCUAAAAAAGUUGUGGUAUUAGUUGGGUACAAAACCGUCAAAGAGGCUCUUGUCAACUAUGCAGAUGAGUUUGGGGAGCGAGAUAUUACACCUGGUUUCAGGAUACUUAAUAAUGGUCAUGGGAUAAUUUUUUCCAAUGGAGAGAACUGGAAAGAAAUGCGACGUUUUGCUCUCAGCAACCUUCGGGACUUUGGGAUGGGCAAGAGAGGAAGUGAAGAGAAAAUCAUAGCUGAAAUUCAAUAUCUGAAAAGAGAAUUUGAUAAGUUUGAAGAGAAACCCUUUGACACGACACAGCCUGUGAACUACGCUGUGUCAAACAUCAUCUCAUCUAUCGUGUAUGGCAGCAGAUUUGAAUACACUGACCCUCGAUUCACUGAAACGGUCAACAGAGCAAAUGAAAAUGUCCGGGUUAGUGGAUCGGCAUCUAUGAUGCUAUACAAUAUAUUUCCAUGGUUGGGUCCGUUCCUAAACAGCAAAAGGAUUAUUAUGAGGAAUUUGAUGAAAAAUAGAGCAGAAAUUGUGAAAUUAAUAACUGGACUGCAGGAGACUCUAAAUCCACAUGACCCAAGAGGGUUUGUCGACUCCUUUCUCAUCCACAAACAGAGUGAUGAGAAAUCCGGCAAGAAGGACUCAUACUUUCACCAUGAGAAUCUUCUCAUGUCGGUGGGAAAUCUUUUUGUCGCUGGUACUGACACCACAGGAACAACUCUGCGCUGGGGUUUGAUGCUUAUGGCCAAAUACCCUCAUAUACAGGCUCGAGUUCAGGAGGAGAUUGACAGAGUGAUCGGUGGACAUCAGCCAGUGGUGGAAGACAGAAAGAAAUUGCCAUAUACAGAUGCUGUGAUUCAUGAAACCCAGAGACUGGCAAACAUAGUACCCUUGAAUCUCCCUCAUAUGACCAGCUGUGACGUUACCUUCAAUGGAUACUUCAUCAAGAAGGGCACCACUGUAGUCCCUUUGCUGACGUCUGUUUUGAAGGAUCCAAACGAAUGGAAAAAACCAAACAGCUUUUACCCAGAACACUUCCUUGAUGAGAAGGGCCAGUUUGUGAAUAGAGAUGCUUUCAUGCCCUUUUCUGCAGGCCGCAGGAUGUGUCUUGGAGAGAGUUUGGCCAGGAUGGAGCUCUUCCUGUUCUUCACUUCCCUCCUUCAGAGCUACCGCUUCACAACUGCACCUGGAGUGUCUGGAGAUCAGCUGGAUCUCAAAGGAGUAGUCGGAAUAACGUUGAAUCCGUCUCCACACAAGCUGUGUGCGAUCAGACGCUCCUGGUAUUAUAUUUACCAAUGGAGAGAGAUGAGACGGUUUGCUCUCACCAACUUACGAGACUUCGGGAUGGGAAAGAAAAAAAUUGAGGAGAAAAUCAUAGAGGAAACAUGCCAUUUACUAGAGGAAUUUGAGAAGUUUGAAGAAAACCCUUUUGAAACCACACAGCUGAUGAACUACGCUGCCUCAAGUGUCAUCUGUUCCAUUGUGUAUGGACGCAGGUUCGAGUAUACAGACCCUCAGCUACGGAGUAUGGUGGAUCGAGCCAAUGAGAGCGUCAGGCUGAGCGGGACAGCAUCCGUGCAGCUCUACAACAUGUUUCCUUUCUUAGGUCCAUGGCUCAAGAAUUUGAAACUAAUCAUGAAUAACCUAGCACUCGAUGUCAAAGAGAUAUCAGAGGUGGUGAGCAGUUUACAUCAAACACUGAACUCGCAGGAUCUCAGAGGCUUUGUGGAUUCAUUCCUCAUCCGCAUGCAGAAUGCAGAGGAAUCGGGAGAGAAGAACUCACUUUUCCAGAAGCAGAACCUUAUUUUCACAGUCGCCAACCUAUUCGUCGCUGGUACAGACACUACUAGUACAACACUGCGCUGGGGCUUGCUGCUUAUGGCCAAAUAUCCACAAAUACAAGAUCGGGUUCAGGAGGAGAUUGACCGGGUGAUUGAUGGACGGCAACCGGUAUCAGACGACAGGAAGAACUUACCGUAUACAGACGCUGUGAUCCAUGAAACCCAGAGAUUUGCAAACAUAGCACCCAUAAGUAUCCCACAUAUGACCAGCUGUGAUGUUCACUUCAAUGGAUACUUCAUCAAGAAGGGCACAUGUGUAUUUCCUCUUCUAAUGUCUGUGCUGUGGGAUGAGGAUGAAUGGGAAACACCCCAGAACUUUAACCCCCAACACUUCCUGGACAAUCAGGGGCGAUUUGUGAAGAGAGACGCCUUCAUGCCCUUCUCUGCAGGCCGCAGGGCUUGUCUUGGAGAGAGUUUGGCCAGGAUGGAGCUCUUCCUGUUCUUCACCUCCCUCCUUCAGCGUUUCCGCUUCACUCCUCCUCCAGGAGUGUCUGAAGAUGAGCUGGAACUCAGUCCAGCGGUGGGCUUCAGCUUGAACCCGACCCAACAUAAACUGUGCGCAGUCAAACGAACUCUUUUACAGUAAAGUUGAUGAAUUAUUUUGCGUUCAAAAAAAUACAGCCUGCAAUACAUUUGUGUUCAUUCUUUAUAUGCAAGGUGAAAGCUCAAAAAUCAUUAUUUCAUUUCGUUCAGCAUUCACCAAAACAAACAAACAAAAACAACAACAAUU